Molecule: messenger RNA, 2165 nt
Organism: Pistacia vera
Lineage: Eukaryota; Viridiplantae; Streptophyta; Magnoliopsida; Sapindales; Anacardiaceae
Product: threonine--tRNA ligase, chloroplastic/mitochondrial 2-like
Exons: 8
Coding region: 18-2015 (665 amino acids)
Biological process (GO): threonyl-tRNA aminoacylation
Cellular component (GO): chloroplast stroma; mitochondrion; cytoplasm
Molecular function (GO): ATP binding; threonine-tRNA ligase activity
Source: RefSeq, a predicted model, not a curated record
GAGAGAAGAGAGGAGCCAUGAUGUUCAUUGUUCACAAAAUGGCUAUGGCUUCUUUCAUCUCUUCUUCUCUCUUCCUCUCCAAACCCACUUCACCAUCCUCACUCUUUCUUCACUUGCCUUUAAAACGAUUCGUUUCACUCCCAACCCAACUCAGGCAGAGAUAUGGGUUGGUCUCUGCCACUUCAGCUUCUGCAGUGGACACUCCCGCACUUACUCAAAACGACAACGUUGAGCUCACCCAGAACCAAGUUGAGUCUGAAAAAGUCGUCCUUCCCACUAAUGAGUCCUCUCAGCUCCUCUUGAGAAUUCGUCACACGUGUGCACAUGUGAUGGCUAUGGCUGUUCAAAAGCUCUAUCCAGAAGCAAAAGUGACCAUAGGACCGUGGAUAGAGAAUGGGUUCUAUUAUGAUUUUGAUAUGGAGCCUUUGACUGAUAAAGACCUGAAGAGGAUUAAGAAAGAGAUGGAUCGCAUCAUUGGUCGAAACUUACCGCUUGUAAGAGAAGAAAUUACCCGUGAUGAAGCUCAAAGAAGGAUAUUGGCUAUUAAUGAACCGUACAAGAUGGAAAUUUUGGAGAGUAUCAAAGAGGAUCCUAUCACUAUCUACCAUAUUGGUGAUGAAUGGUGGGACCUUUGUGCCGGCCCUCAUGUUGAAACUACUGGUCAAAUUAACAAGAAAGCUGUUGAACUUGAGUCUGUUGCGGGAGCAUACUGGAGAGGAGAUGAAAAGAAACCAAUGCUCCAGAGGAUAUAUGGAACAGCUUGGGAGAGUGAAGAACAAUUGAAAGCAUACCUUCACUUUAAAGAGGAAGCUAAACGCCGUGAUCAUAGACUCAUUGGCCAAGAUCUUGAUCUGUUCUCUGUACAGGAUGAAGCUGGUGGAGGUUUAGUUUUUUGGCAUCCAAAGGGUUCCAUCGUUCGACACAUCAUAGAAGAUUUUUGGAAGAAAACACAUAUAGAACAUGGUUAUGAUCUGCUCUAUACUCCCCAUGUGGCAAAGGCAGACCUGUGGAAGAUUAGUGGUCAUCUAGACUUCUACAGAGAGAAUAUGUAUGAUCAGAUGAACAUUGAAGAUGAACUUUAUCAACUUCGACCAAUGAAUUGUCCCUAUCAUAUUUUGGUUUACCAGAGAAAGCUUCAGUCCUACCGUAAUUUUCCAAUCAGGGUUGCUGAGCUGGGAACAGUAUAUAGAUAUGAGUUGUCUGGGAGCUUACAUGGCCUUUUCCGUGUUAGAGGUUUCACCCAGGAUGAUGCACAUAUAUUUUGUUUAGAAGAUCAAAUUAAGGAUGAAAUUAGGGGUGUUUUAGAUCUUACAGAAGAGAUAUUGCUGCGAUUUGGUUUCAACAAGUAUGAAGUGAAUCUUUCAACUAGACCUGAGAAUGCUGUGGGGGGUGAUGAUAUUUGGGAAAAGGCAACAACUGCCCUCAGAGAUGCUUUGGAUGAUAAGGGGUGGAGUUACCAAAUUGAUGGUGGUGGUGGUGCCUUUUACGGUCCAAAGAUUGAUCUUAAAAUUGAGGAUGCUCUUGGAAGGAAAUGGCAAUGCUCAACCAUACAGGUUGACUUUAAUUUACCAGAGCGUUUUGACAUUACUUAUGUUGACUCGUACUCUGAAAAGAAGCGUCCCAUCAUGAUCCACAGAGCAGUGCUUGGAUCCUUGGAGCGUUUUUUUGGAGUUCUCAUAGAGCAUUAUGCUGGGGAUUUUCCGUUGUGGCUUUCUCCAAUCCAAGCUCGAGUUUUACCUGUUACAGAUACACAGGUUGAAUACUGCAAUGAGGUGACCAGAAAACUGAAAAGUAAUGGUAUUCGAGCUGAAAUUUUCCAUGGUGAGCGCCUGCCUAAGCUCAUUAGAAAUGCAGAGAAGCAGAAAAUCCCAUUGAUGGCCGUUGUGGGACCCAAGGAAGUCGAUACCCAAACUAUUACAGUUAGAUCUCGGUUUGGUGGGGAGCUUGGGACAAUGAAAAUUGAUGAUUUUAUCAGCAGAAUCAAGUAUGCCAUAGAAAACAGAACUUCAGUGUAAAACUCCUGGUCUUGGAAUUCAACGUGCUAUUGGUUUUCUAUGAGGAUUUGAAUUCAUAAAAUUUACGACAGGCGGAAAAUUUUUGGAUUUGUAAAUGUUUGUACUUGAGCACUUGUAUUUCUUCAGAUAAUGUCCAUCUUAGAAACAUCA